AUGGCUGCCAAGAUAUUUGCCCUCCUUGCACUCCUUGCUCUUUCGAUCAGCGCUACAACUGCGUUCAUCAUUCCGCAGUGCUCACCAGUUACUUCUGCGGGCUAUGAACACCCAGUUCUGCGGGCCUAUAGGCUACAACCUGUACUCGCGGCGAGCAUCUUACAACAACCAAUUGCCCAAUUGCAACAGCAAUCCUCGGCUCACCUACUAGUACAGACCAUCGUAGCGCAACUACAACAGCAGCAGUUCCUGCCAACGCUUAGUCAACUAGCUGUGGCAAACCCUACCGCCUACUUGCAGCUACAACAGCUGCUUCCUACAAACCCACUGGCUGCGGCGAAUGGCAUUGAAUACCUGCAACAACAACAGUUACAACAGUUCCUGCCAGCGCUCAGGCAACUAGCCGUGGCGAACCCUGCCGCCUACUUGCAACAGCAAUAG
This is a messenger RNA of Miscanthus lutarioriparius, 441 nucleotides long. NCBI's taxonomy places the organism in Eukaryota, Viridiplantae, Streptophyta, Magnoliopsida, Poales, Poaceae. The record is from the annotation of a GenBank genome assembly.